Molecule: messenger RNA, 579 nt
Organism: Lathyrus oleraceus (garden pea)
Lineage: Eukaryota; Viridiplantae; Streptophyta; Magnoliopsida; Fabales; Fabaceae
Product: S-adenosylmethionine synthase 3-like
Exons: 3
Coding region: 1-579 (192 amino acids)
Biological process (GO): S-adenosylmethionine biosynthetic process; protein phosphorylation
Molecular function (GO): protein kinase activity; ATP binding; methionine adenosyltransferase activity
Source: RefSeq, a predicted model, not a curated record
AUGCCUACAGGUGAGACGGUUGCCGUUAAAGUUCUUGGUGCUAAUUCAAGACAAAGAGAACAAGAAUUUUUGACUGAGGUUCUAUUACUUGGAAGAUUACAUCACAAAAACCUUGUGGCUUUGGUGGGAUAUGCUGCGGAAAGAGGACGACAUAUGCUCCUUUACAUUUACAUGAGCAAAGACAGUCUUGCUUCUCAUUUAUAUGGAAAAGAUUAUGAGCCAUUAAGCUGGGAUUUGAGACUUAGCAUAACACUAGAUGUUGCAAGGAAAACUGAAAAUACUCAUGGCAUUGAUGAGUUUAAGUACAGGAACAUUGGGUUUGUUUCUGCAGACGUGGGUCUUGAUGCUGAUAACUGCAAGGUUCUUGUGGGUAUUGAGCAGCAGAGUCCGAAUAUUGCUCAGGGCGUGCAUGGACAUUUCACCAAGAAGCUUGAGGAGAUUGGUGCUGGUGACCAGGGUCAUAUGCUUGGUUAUACUACUGAUGAGACUCCUGAGUUUUCACAAAAAGAAUUCACUGCGGUAAAGGAUAAAUUAAUCAGUAAGAUUUCAAAAUUCAAAAAAUCCCAAAUUUGGAAUUAG